This is a messenger RNA of Scomber scombrus (Atlantic mackerel), 9006 nucleotides long. RefSeq names its product furry homolog b (Drosophila) (gene fryb). The transcript has 66 exons. Gene Ontology annotation, biological process: neuron projection development; cell morphogenesis. Lineage: Eukaryota; Metazoa; Chordata; Actinopteri; Scombriformes; Scombridae. Gene Ontology annotation, cellular component: cell cortex; site of polarized growth. The record is from RefSeq and is a predicted model, not a curated record.
AAGGGUCCUGUCGUCAUGGCGCCCGUCAACGUGGACCCUGAGAGUAAGCCGGGCGAGUUCGUCCUAAAGAGCCUGUUCGCCAACUUCACCUUGCUUUCUGAACGCAAGAUUCGCAUCAUCAUGGCCGAACCGCUGGAGAAGCCGCUUAACAAAUCUCUACAGAGAGGAGAGGACACACAGUUCGACCAGUUGAUCAGCACUAUGAGUUCUUUAGCAGAGUACUGCCUGCCAUCUAUACUGAAGACUCUGUUCGACUGGUACAAGAGGCAGAACGGCCUGGAAGACGAGUCCCAUGAAUAUCGACCCCGGGCCAACACCAAGUCUAAAAAUGAUGAGCAACAAAAGGACUACUUACUGGAGCGGCGGGAUCUGGCAAUAGACUUCAUCUUCUCUCUAGUGCUUAUAGAAGUUUUGAAACAGAUCCCCCUUCAUCCUCUUUUGGAUGGACUCAUCCAAGAAGUUAUAAACCUGGCCUUCAAGCACUUCAGAUAUAAGGAAGGGUAUCUUGGACCCAACACAGGCAAUAUGCACAUAGUGGCUGACCUCUAUGCUGAGGUAGUGGGAGUCGUGGCUCAGUCCAGGUUCCCAGCAGUGAGGAAGAAGUUCAUCUCUGAGCUGAAGGAGCUGAGACAAAAAGAGCAGAGCCCCUACGUCAUCCAGUCCACCAUCAGCCUCAUUAUGGGACUCAAGUUCUUCCGCAUUAAAAUGUACCCGGUGGAAGACUUUGAAGCCUCCUUCCAGUUCAUGCAGGAAUGUGCACAGUAUUUCUUGGAAGUGAAGGAUAAAGACAUUAAACACUCAUUAGCCGGGCUCUUUGUGGAGAUACUUGUACCUGUUGCUGCUACUGUGAAGAAUGAGGUGAAUGUACCGUGUCUACGAAAUUUUGUAGAGAGUUUGUACGAUACCACGCUGGACCUGUCCUCUAGGAAGAAACACUCUUUGGCGCUCUAUCCUCUGGUGACCUGCCUGCUGUGUGUCAGUCAGAAACAGUUCUUCCUUAGCCGCUGGCACAUUUUCCUCAACAACUGCCUCUCAAACCUCAAGAAUAAAGAUCCCAAGAUGGCACGUGUGGCUCUGGAAUCACUGUACCGCCUGCUCUGGGUUUACAUGAUCCGAAUAAAGUGUGAGAGCAACACUGGAACACAAAGUCGUCUGACGUCAAUCACCUCCACGCUUUUCCCCAAAGGGAGUCGUAGUGUUGUGCCCAGAGACAUGCCCCUUAAUAUUUUUGUCAAGAUUAUCCAGUUUAUUGCACAGGAGAGACUGGAUUUCGCUAUGAAAGAGAUCAUAUUUGACCUGCUGAGUGUCGGGAAACCCGCCAAGGCCUUCAGUCUCAACCCAGAGCGUAUGAACAUAGGUCUGCGGGCGUUCCUGGUGAUAGCAGAUGCUCUGCAACAGAAGGACGGCGAGCCUCCAAUGCCCAACACAGGAGCCACUCUACCCUCUGGAAACUCUCUUAAGAAGAAGAAAACUUAUCUCAGCAAGACUCUUACUGAAGAGGAGGCCAAACUAAUAGGCAUGUCCUUGUACUACUCCCAGGUGCGAAAGGCUCUGGACAACAUCCUCAGACACUUGGACAAGGAGGUGGGUCGUUGCAUGAUGCUCACCAGCGUCCAGAUGCUCAACAAAGAACCAGAGGACAUGAUCACUGGUGAGAGGAAGCCUAAAAUCGACCUGUUCAGGACAUGUGUGGCUGCCAUUCCUCGUAUCCUUCCUGAUGGCAUGUCCAAACCUGAGCUCAUUGACCUGCUCUCACGACUUACGGUGCACAUGGACGAUGAACUUCGUCUAAUUUCUCAGAACUCCUUGCAGAGCCUGUUACUUGAUUUCUCAGACUGGAGGGAAGACGUUUUGUUUGGUUAUACACAUUUCCUUUUGCGUGAGGUCCAAGACACCCAUCAGGGUUUGCAGGAUGCAUCUGUGAAGCUUCUACUGCAGCUGCUCACACAGUGGAGGUUAGCUCUGCAGCUCCAGGGGAAGGUGCGAGGUGGAGUUGAGGUUUGCAGAGUUUAUCUACAUGUUUAAUCACAUGCCAGUCCCAGACUCCCAGAGCGAAGCCCUCAUUGCUCUGUGCUCCAUGCAGUCGAGGGCUUGGCUCUGCUGCUCCUCUGCUCGUGUCAGAUCAGCACGAGGAAGCUGGCAGUCGGUGUGUUAAGAGAAAUACGCUGCCUCUUCACAGCUCUAGGACAUGCUGAGGACGAUGACAAACCCAUGAUAGAGGUCAUGGACCAGCUGAGCCCAGCUGUAAUGGACAGUUUUGUUCAUGUGGCUGUCUCUGACUCGUCCACCUUACCGCUCAGCCACCAUGUUGACCUGCAGUGGCUAGUGGAGUGGACGGCUCGUCUGGUGAGCAGCUCCUAUGACGUGAAGAGCCCGAGCCACGUCUGGAUCUUUGCCCAGUGCUUAAAGGACCCCUGGGUGCUCUGUCUGCACAUCUUCUUGCGGCAAGAGCAUCUGCCCAAACACUGCCCCACUGCUCUGGGAUACGCCUGGCCCUACGUUUUCACACGGCUACAGCUGCUACUGCCACUGGUUGACCCCAACAGCCCAGUUAACGCCAAGAAAACCAGCACGGCCGGCUCCAGUGACAGCUACAUCUCUCUGUGGCGCAACUAUCUGAUCUUGUGUCUCGGUGUGGCUAAGCCAAGCAUCAUGUCACCCGGCCACCUUAGAGCUUCCACACCAGAAAUUACUGCCACCACACCCGAUGGCAGCAUCACCUAUGACAACAAGGUGAUAGGCACUCCCUCAGUAGCUUGGCUUUUAAAACAGCUGGUCCCUCUGAUGAGAGCUGAGAGUCUGGAGAUCACAGAGUCUCUGGUGUUGGGCUUUGGAUGCACAAAUGCUCUCGUCUUCAGGGAGCUGGUGGAAGAACUCCAUCCGUUGAUGAAGGAAGCACUGGAACGUAGGCCUGAGAACAAGAAGCGCAGAGAGAGGAGGGAUCUUCUCCGGCUGCAGCUGCUGAGGAUCUUUGAACUGCUAGCAAAUGCAGGAGUUAUCAGUGACAGCACUAAUGGAGCACUGGAGCGUGAUUCCCUGGCAUUGGGUGCCUUGUUCCUUGAGUAUGUGGACCUAACCCGGAUGCUUCUGGAGGCUGAGAAUGAGAAGGAGCUGGACGUGCUUAAAGACAUCAGAGCCCACUUCAGUGGGAUGGUGGCCAAUCUCAUCCAGUGUGUUCCUGUCCACCACAGACGCUUCCUCUUCCCUCAGCAGUCACUGAGACACCAUCUCUUCAUCCUCUUCAGCCAAUGGGCCGGACCCUUCAGUGUCAUGUUUACUCCGCUUGAUCGUUACAGCGACCGCAACCACCAGAUCACUCGGUACCAGUACUGUGCUCUCAAGGCCAUGUCAGCAGUUUUGUGCUGUGGUCCAGUUUUUGACAAUGUGGGACUCUCUACUGAUGGCUAUCUCUACAAAUGGCUUGAUAACAUCUUGGCAUGCCAUGACAUACGGGUGCACCGUCUGGGGUGUGAGGUGGUGAUCCUGCUCUUAGAACUGAACCCAGACCAAAUCAACCUGUUCAGCUGGGCUGUGGACCGCUGCUUCACUGGAUCGUAUCAGUUGGCGUCUGGAUGCUUCAAGGCCAUCGCCACUGUCUGUGGUAACAGAAAUUACCCAUGUGACCUAGUGACGUUGCUCAAUUUGGUGCUGUUCAAGGCUUCAGACACCAGCAGGGAAAUAUAUGAGAUUUCCAUGCAGUUGAUGCAGGUCCUGGAGUCUAAGCUGUGUGCGUACUCUAAGCGAAUGGUGGAGCAAAAGCCUGGUAACAUUCUGUAUGGCACACAUGGCCCCCUGCCUCCCCUGUACAGCGUCAACUUGUCUCAACUCUCCAUCCAGCUGGCCAGCAUGUACCCAGAGCUCACUCUGCCUCUCUUCUCGGAGGUGAGCCAGCGUUUCCCAACCACCCACUCAAACGGCAGACAGAUCAUGCUGUCCUACCUGCUACCGUGGCUCAAUAACAUUGAGCUAGUGGACACAGGGCUCCUCCCCCCUGCUUCCAGCCCCUGCACACCAGAGGAAGAACCUCGCGGGCAGGCACACAGCAUGGGUCUGUGCCCCAGUCUGAGGGGUAAUGGCUGGGGCUCCCUGCAGGCGACCUCACUGGUGCUCAACAACCUCAUGUUUAUGACUGCUAAGUAUGGAGAUGAGGUUCCUGGUCCAGAAAUUGAGAGCGCCUGGAACGCUCUGGUGUCCCAUGAGAGGUGGAGCAACAACUUACGAAUCACUUUGCAGUUCCUUAUUAGCCUGUGUGGGGUCAGCAGUGAUACCACACUACUGCCUUAUAUCAAGAAGGUGGUGAUCUACCUGUGUCGCAACAACACAAUCCAGACUAUGGAGGAGCUUCUGUUUGAACUGCAGCAGACUGACCCAGUCAACCCUGUGGUCUUGCACUGUGACAACCCUCCCUUCUACCGUUUCGCUGCCAGCAACAAAGCAUCCACUUCACAGACAGGCACCACCUCCAGCAGUAACACUGUGGUAGCUGGUCAGGACAACCUCGUAGACACAGAUGAGAACAAGCUGGUUAGAGAGAGUGAAGAGCGGUCAUCUAGAGUAUGUAAGGCUCACAAUAGAUUGGAGUCUCGCUACAGCAACAGCUCUGGAGGCUCCUACGAAGAUGAAAAGAAUGACCCACUCCCACCAUAUGCCGGUUGGCUGCUGGGUGUCCUGGAGACCAACCAUCCUCAAUCGUUACCCAUGCCUGUUAAUGGAGGCUGCUGGGCUCCUCUGGUUGACUACCUGCCUGAAACCAUCACACCCAGAGGACCACUGCACAGGUGUAACAUUGCAGUGAUCUUCAUGACUGAAAUGGUGGUGGACCACAGCGUGAGAGAAGACUGGGCUUUACAUCUGCCCCUGCUACUACAUGCCCUCUUCUUGGGUUUGGACCACUACAGACCAGAGGUCUAUGAACACAGCAAGCGUCUCCUUCUCCACCUUCUCAUUGCCCUCUCCUGCAACAACAACUUCCAGGUGAUAGCCUCAGUACUGAUGCUGACCAGAGAAAUCCGUGACAACAAGACUCUUACCAUUAAAUCCAGCUACCACACAGAGUAUCAACAGUCACAUGCACCUGACUUCCUGCGAGAGUGGCAGGCAUCUCCAGUGGUGGAUUCCGGCCUUAGCUCCACCUCCAACUCUUCCUCUGCCAGUCUGGGUGGCGGCAGCACUGCGGGCAGUGUUGGAAAUUUGCCCCUCGUAACACCUGAUGACCUGGAGGACCUUGAAGAUAUGCCCAAUGAGACUGACGAGAAGACAAACAAACUCAUAGAGUUCCUCUCCACCAGAGCGUUUGGGCCGCUGUGGGUGCACGAGGACAUCUCACCGAAGAACCCUAACUCCAAGAGUGCAGAUCAGCUCUCCAACUUUCUACGCCACGUUGUGUCUGUCUUCAAGGAGUCCAAGUCAGACUUCCACCUGGAGCAGCAGCUGAGUGAUGUUGCCUUACAGACGGCUCUAUGCAGCUCCUCACGUCAUUAUGCUGGACGCUCUUUCCAGAUCUUCAGAGCCCUCAAACAGCCAAUCAACAACCAUGCUGUCUCUGACCUGAUCUCACGCUUGGUUGAGGUGGUGGGAGAACACGGAGACGAGGUGCAGGGCUAUGUGAUGGAGGUGCUAUUGACACUGGAGUCAGUGGUGGUGAAUCUUGCAGAAUGUCUAAAAAACAGCGACCUUAUGGCAGCUCUAACCAGGACAUCUUCACCAGACUUUGUGACUAGUGAAAAACUGAUGAACAGAAAGAGCACAGGUCAGUUGAACUUCCCCGGUCCAGGAUUUGGUGGUCUGUCAUCACAACGCCACCAGCGCUCUUACUCGGUCCCCAAGAAGUUUGGCGAGUGUGGCUACCAGUCGAGCGAUCCUCCUCGCAGUGCAACUCUGGAUCGCAUACAGGCCUGCAACAAUCAUGGCCUCUCGCGAACAGGAAGAACCCCGGGGUCCUGCACAUCAUCAACCAAUCGCAUUGAUCCCAGUGUUCUCUCGGAUCCUGCUCAUGUUUCCCAUCCUUCUACAAUACUGGCCACAGUCUUCUGGGUGGCAGUUUCACUCAUGGAGUCAGACUUUGAGUUUGAAUAUCAGAUGUCACUUCGCCUUGUUCACAAGCUCCUGUCAAAGGUGCCCUUAGACAGAGCAGAAAACCGUGAGCGCCUAGAGAAGCUGCAGGCUCAGCUGAGGUGGAGUGGUUUCUCUGGGAUUCAGCAGCUUUUGUUGAAGGGUUUCACCUCCCAAGCCACCUCUGACCUCACCCUGCAGCUCUUCUGCCAACUUACUCCAGUCUCCCGCGUGCCUGUCGUCGACAGCUCACAGUCUAUAGGAUUCCCUCUAAAUGUGCUGUGUCUGCUGCCUCACCUAGUGCAGCACUUUGGCCAUCCAACUCAGUUUUGUAAGGAGAGCGCUGAGAGGAUCGCACAGGUGUGUUUAGUGGAGAAGAACACAAAGCUGUCCCAUUUGGCCCAUGUGAUGACUCUCUAUAAAACACGUUCAUACACACGGGACCCUUUCUCCUGGGUCAGUGUGGUUUGUCGCUACCUUCAUGAGGCUUUCUCCGACAUCACACUCAACAUGGUGACCUAUAUGGCUGAGCUGCUGGAAAAGGGCCUUCCCAGUAUGCAGCAGUCUCUACUUCAGAUCAUCUACUGUCUGCUCAGCCACAUGGACCUGACUGCUGUACAAGUGAAACAGUUCAAUGCUGAUGUCACAAAAACCAUUGAGAAGUUUGUCCAGACAGUACACUGGAAAGACGCCUUAAACAUCUUAAAGCUGGUGGUAUCACGCUCUGCCAGCCUAGUCCAUCCAGUGUAUGGCCACACGCAGGGAGACAUUUCCAACCUAGAGGUCAGCAGGGUGUGGGACGGUUCAGCCAAAGCUCUGCCCGGUAAAACACUGGACUUCACCUUUGACAUCUCUGAGACCCCAGUGAUUGGGCGCCGGUUUGACGAGCUCCAGGGUUCAGGGGGUAGAGAAGGCAAGGCCAGAGCCAUGGCUGUAACCCGCAGUACUUCUUCCACCUCCUCUGGAUCCAACUCCAACACCAUCCUGGUGCCCGUCAGCUGGAGACGACCACAGUCAUCUCAGAAAAGAACCAGAGAGAAGCUGGUGAAUGUUCUGUCUCUAUGCGGACAAGAAGUUGGACUGACUAAGAACCCAUCUGUGAUCUUCUCAUCAUGUGGUGACCUGGACAUGAUGGAGGUGAGGGAGAGUGGUGUUUCAUCAGAGGAGGGCGGAACCAGAGAGGACACGCUAGAUGACACUGCCAGUGAGCAGCAAUUUAGGGUUUUCCGAGACUUUGACUUCUUGGAUGUAGAGCUGGAGGACGGAGAGGAGCUCCAGGGUGAGACCGUCGAUAACUUUAACUGGGGCGUGCGUCGGCGAUCACUGGACAGCACAGAACUGGGUGACAUGUUGGAGGAGAGUCAGCAUUCAGGCAGCACCCCCAGUCUGGGUCAUGAGGAUCCCCACGAUUCAGACGAGUCCUCAGAGGAAGAGGAGUCUUCCACCAGCCAGAGCCUCUCUCACUCUCAGCUUGUGCAAGAGACCAAUCACACUGAUUCUCUGUCUACUUCUUACGACACAUCUGCCGACCCACAAUCUUUCAAUGCCACCACGCCAAGUCAGGGAGCACUCCAUGAUGAUUACAGUGGCCUAUAUGUGAGAGCGUGUGGUGAAGAUGAGGACACUCAGGCUCAGGAUGACGAACUGUCACUCAGCGCCAACGAGCUCCCUCACGGCUCAGACUGUGGUGAGAGCUUCACAUUAGAGUUGCCGGGGCAACCUCAGGAUCAGCUGGCCAAUCUGGACCACAAGCUCAACGCAGACUACUGCCAACCCCCACUGGACUUUCUAGACCCCAACUUCCUGCCCAGCUUACGUGAUGAUGUAGAUGACUUGGAAGACCUUGGUUUUCCUCCUCCCCCUUCUCCAUUUUUCUCCGCCAUCUUGGCAGCGUUCCAACCCACAGUGUGUGAUGAUGCUGAGGAGGCGUGGCGUUGUCAUAUCAACCAGCUUGUGACAGACUCAGAUGGGUCCUGCGCCGUCUACACUUUCCAAGUCUUCUCAUCUCUCUUUAAGAACAUUCAGAGUAAAUUCUGCACUCUGACGACUGAUGUUGCUACUUACCUCGGAGAGGGCCUAAGAGGCAUCGGAUCAAAGUUUCUCAGAUCCUCACAGAUGCUCACCACAUGCUCAGAUUGUCCAACAAUUUACAUCGAUGCCGACACUAUCAUGUCUUAUGGUCUCCUUGAAAAGAUGAAGUUCAGUGCACUGGAGCUGCAGGAGUAUCUGGAUACCUACAACACCAAAGAGGAGUCUGCUGUAUCGUGGCUGAGGAACUGUAAAGACACAUUUCCCAGGUGCCCCGGUGACAGUGUGGUUACCUGCCAGCCUGGAGACUCAGAAGAAAAGCAACUGGAGCUUUGUCAGAGGCUCUACAAGCUGCACUUCCAGCUUCUUCUACUCUUCCAGUCCUACUGCUCGCUCAUUGGUCAAGUUCACGCUGUCAGCUCUGUGCCAGAGCUGCUGAACAUGUCUCGAGAGCUUACUGAUCUGAAGACCAGCCUGCAGGCGGCGGAGGCGGCUGUAGCCAGCGACCUGGAACACAAACACUUGGCUCACACUCAUGCGCAUGCCACUCAGGUGGCAGCCAUGGUUGUGCCCAGCUUCCCCACCUCAGAGGCAGCAGUGAAGGCCAUACUGGAGUGCCUUAAGAACCACGAGUUUACCAAAGCUGUGCGCUAUAUUCAGGAGUGCAGGAGGCAAUGGCCCUGUGGAGUGUUUGGUGGCAGCUCAGAAAGCGAGGUCCAGACGCUGCUCAAUGUCUACUUCCGCCACCAGACGCUGGGCCAGACAGGCACCAUCGCUUUGGUUGGUUCCCGCCAGGACCUCACUCUGAUCUGCUCCAAGCUGCUGGAGCUCAACGGGGAGAUCCGCGACAUGAUCCGCCGCGCCCAGGGGUACCGGGUCGUCACAACCUACCUCCCCGACUCCAGCGCCUCCGGGACAAGCCUCUGA